UACGCGAACUCCAAUCCAGUCCACGCCACGGCCAAGUGCCCCAACUGCCAACACGCCCGCGACCAAGUCGGCAAGUCGAUCCACCCCUCGAGUAUUUCCCGCAAAAGCCAUGGCGCCUGCUGCUCGCUAGUCUCAGCAAACCACACGCAAAAGCCGCACGCGCCCGGCACACCCAUCACCCAUGGCGGCGCUGCCGUUCUCGCCGCGGCGGCCUAUCUCGGCGCCGUGCUUCCUCCUCUGCUUCCUCCUCGGCUUCGUUGCCGGCCUCUUCCCCUUCGUGCACCGCCACCUCCGCCUCGACCUCCACCUCCCGCUCCCUCCCCCCGUGGCAAUCGUCCGAGAGCCGCCGUCGUCCAAGAACGCCCCGCCGCUCCUGAUCGUCGUGACGCCGACCCGCGUCCGCCCGCUGCAAGCGUACCACCUGCACCGGCUCGCGCACACCGUUCGUCUCGUGCCGCCGCCGCUGCUCUGGCUCGUUGUCGAGGCCGGCCCCGCCACGCGCGAGACCGCCGAGCUGCUCCGCGGCUGCGGGGUCAUGUACCGCCACCUCUCCACCUCCCACGGCGCUCCCCAGGCGGCUCGCCGGAGGAGGCUGGAGCGCGGUGCGCGCCAGAGGAACGCAGCGCUCGACCAUAUCGAGCGCCACCGCCUCCAUGGCCUCGUCUACUUCGCCGACGAGGACAACGUUUAUACCCUUGACCUCUUCCAUCGGCUUCGCGGCAUAAAGAGUUUUGGCACCUGGCCAGUCGCAAUGCUUGCCGUGGGGAAGAGUAGGACACUAGUGGAAGGGCCAGUUUGUGACAACAGCCGGGUGAUAGGAUGGCACACUAAUGAGAGGAACAAGAUGCAGCGAAGGUUCCAUGUGAAUGUGUCCGGCUUUGCUUUCAAUAGCAGUAUGCUUUGGGAUGCCAAGAAGAGGGCCCAUCAGGCGUGGAAUUACAUCCGGCUGCUGGACACGGUCAAGGAGGGGUUUCAGAUUAUUCUUUACUUACGGCCAAAAGGAAGAAUAUAUUUCAAAGUCAUAAUACUAAGUCCCUCCAGCUUAUGCCCGUGUGCACACGGAAAUGGCAGGGCUUUGUUAGGCAUGUCAAGUUGGAGAAUGUUGACGUUCUGCUGGAAUACCUGUGGAUUAGAUGUACAUACGUCAUGCAAAAGGGUGCAAUUACUUUUCACGGAUUGUUUGUAACAAACAGCUAAUUUCAGAUUAGGUGUACAUGCAUCAUACAAAAGUAAUCUGUUAGGGGUUGUCAUUAAAGACCCCAUAUCCUCUGGGCUAGCUAGCUUAUGCCUACGGACCUCAGAUUUCGAAUGUCUUUCGGAUCUUCGAGCUUCAGCGGAGCCCUAGUCUCCCGGAGAUCCAGCCUCCACAAGCAUUGAUAGGCUCUGCAAAGAUCAAGGAGUGAGUCAUCAAGAUUGGAGAAAAAUCAACUAGAGGGGAUCCGCCAACCGUCCUCUGCCUACAAGGAAGUGACCGAUAUUUAAUACCAAUGUAACUGUGAGCUAUCUUGACAUCCCAGGGCAAGUAGGAACCGGUCUAACACCUUUCUAGUGCGGCACCGCAAUAGGCCACCGGCCGAGCACCACAUCUUUCGGCCCACUUGCACAUCUGUAUUUGUCAUAGUAGAUAAUAUUUUCUUAUUAUGGGUAAAUACAUCCUACCUAGACCCAUGCCGUGUGAUUCGACCAGUCCUGGGUUCAUAUGGGAUAGCGAUGGUUUGUAUCAAGUCAAAAGGGAAAAUCUUUGUAAGGGUAUACAUGUAUAUUUACACUCUGAAUGGCACUAUAAAUACAUACCCUUAGCCAUCAAGUCAAAAGGGAAAAUAUUUUAAAGAUCAA
Messenger RNA from Phragmites australis (common reed), 1836 nucleotides. RefSeq names its product probable glucuronosyltransferase Os10g0205300. The record is from RefSeq and is a predicted model, not a curated record. The transcript has 3 exons. Gene Ontology annotation, molecular function: galactosylgalactosylxylosylprotein 3-beta-glucuronosyltransferase activity; xylosyltransferase activity. Gene Ontology annotation, biological process: plant-type secondary cell wall biogenesis; glucuronoxylan biosynthetic process. NCBI's taxonomy places the organism in Eukaryota, Viridiplantae, Streptophyta, Magnoliopsida, Poales, Poaceae. Bases 182 to 1186 code for a protein of 334 amino acids. Gene Ontology annotation, cellular component: Golgi membrane.